Priapulus caudatus is the source of this 1535-nucleotide messenger RNA. RefSeq names its product protein deglycase DJ-1-like. The record is from RefSeq and is a predicted model, not a curated record. The transcript is spliced from 2 exons. Gene Ontology annotation, biological process: guanine deglycation, glyoxal removal; protein deglycation, glyoxal removal. Bases 29 to 676 code for a protein of 215 amino acids. Gene Ontology annotation, molecular function: protein deglycase activity. Lineage: Eukaryota; Metazoa; Priapulida; Priapulimorpha; Priapulimorphida; Priapulidae. Gene Ontology annotation, cellular component: cytosol; nucleus.
UAAAAUACAUGUAUACAUAGUGUACCAAAUGUUGAAAAGGUGCAUACAGCCACUCGUGGCCAAUCACUGCUAUACUCGACUCAAGUGCAGGCACCUCCGACACUCCAACAUGGCGGAACCGCGAGCGUUGCUCAUCCUAGCAGAGGGAGCCGAGGAGAUGGAGGCUGUCAUUACAGCAGACGUGCUGCGAAGGGGAGGCGUCAACGUCACCAUUGCAGGCCUGGCCGGAGCUGACCCGGUCACCUGCAGCCGCAACGUCGUCAUCAAGCCUGACACGAGCCUCGACGACGCGACGAAAACCGGCAAGUACGACGUCGUCGUCCUCCCCGGCGGGCUAGGGGGCGCUCAGCGACUCUCGGCGUCAUCCCGCGUGGGGGCGCUGCUGAAGGUGCAGGAGGCGGGCGGCGGCCUGAUCGCGGCGAUCUGCGCGGGACCGACGGCUCUCGCUGCGCACGGCGUCGCGGCGGGACGGACGCUGACGAGUCAUCCGUCGGUGCGGGAGCAGCUCGCCGCCGCGGGGUACGCGUACAGCGAGGAUCGCGUCGUUAGGGACGGGCAGCUGCUAACGAGCCGAGGGCCGGGGACGACGUUUGAGUUUGCGCUCGCGCUGGUGGAGGCCCUGCAGGGAGCGGAGCGCAGGGAUUCGCUCGUCCCACCGAUGUUGCUGAAGCUGUGAGCUAUACAGUGAUGGAAGCCCACGACGAUUGUUGAAGAUGCUAGAUAGACAGAUAUUAAUAUCUCUAAAUGUAGCUGAAGCUGUGAGCUAUACAGAGAUGGAAGCACAUGACGAUUGUUGAUGAUGCUAGUUAGACAGAUAUUAAUAUCUCCAAAUGUAGCUGAAGCUGUGAGCUAUACAGUGAUGGAAGCCCAUGACGAUUGAUGAAGAUGCUAGAUAGACAGAUAUUAAUAUCUCUGAAUGUAGCUGAAGCUGUGAGCUAUACAGUGAUGGAAGCCCAUGACGAUUGCUGAAGAUGCUAGAUAGACAGAUAUUGAUAUCUCUGAAUGUAGCUGAAGCUGUGAGCUAUACAGUGAUGGAAGCCAGCUGAUGUUGCUAAUGCUGUGACAGUGUGAGCCAAACAGCAAUCACUGGUGCGAAUUUUUCCUUUAUUAUUUGUUCAAAUUUCAAGUUGUUAAUGAAUUGAGGAAUGCGAGUGGGUAAAAUUAACUGUUUUUUUAAAAGCUGAUUCAGCAUCCAUGUGCAUAUUACAUAAUUCAUGAACAAUUAAAUUAGAUUUAAUUCUUCAUGUGUAAGUGAUAAGGUUGUAUCUGAGGAUUUGUACAGCAUUAUUAGGUUUACAUAAUUUGCCUUUUUCUAAAUCAAAACUCAGAUUUAAAUAAAAUUAUAAUUUUGCUACUGAUGAAUUAAAAAAUUCCAAGUAAGCAACAGAGACAAUUAAUUUUGUUAAUUUAAUUUCUAUCAGUAUGCGAUAGAUUUCAUCCACAAUGAAUAAUUAAAUUAUAUGUAGUACUUCACUAAAACUUGCAUAUAAAUCUUACACUUAUUUAUAGAAUAAAAAUGCUUGUGGUGACUUGAA